Messenger RNA from Trichobilharzia szidati, 722 nucleotides. NCBI's taxonomy places the organism in Eukaryota, Metazoa, Platyhelminthes, Trematoda, Strigeidida, Schistosomatidae. The record is from the annotation of a GenBank genome assembly.
AUUUCAUUGAUUUUAUGUCUACUGUAAACACAUUUUAAAAAUGUUUAUUUUAAAUGAUGUCUUGUGCAAGAAGUAAAAAUACUAGGCACGAAAAUAAUAAUUCAAAUAAUUCUGUGGGCAAUGAUCAUUUUAAGUACACAAGGAAUCACAAGAUCCGUUACGAACAGAAUGUACCGCAUCAGUAUGCGAGUAAUCUCAUGCCUGUUAAUGCAGGCGAGCAAAAAGAUCGUUUUCUUCGGCGUAACAUAACCCCUGAAUUUCACCUAAAAGUUAUCCCAGGAGAGUUAGAAUCUGCUAUAUUACAUGAUUCUGGACAUAUUACUUUCACUUUAUUUAGAGAAGCAACUCGAAUUUUAGAUACUGUUUGCAGGAAAUUCAAAAGCAUUGAUAAUUUUGUGGAACAAAGUUUUGGACCGAGAAUUUCUGUGGAAGAAGCAACCCAAAAGAUAACUGAAUAUAUAAAGGAGGCAAACUUGCCAACAAACUUAGAGGUUAUUUGGUGUGAAGAUUUAAUAGGAAGUGCUCUGAUGUGCAGUACUGGUAUUGAUAAAAAUGGAAACAUACCGAGGCACAGAAAAUUCACAAUGCUGCUAAAAACGAAUGAAGAAAAUACCUACUUACGUGAAAGAGGCAUAAUGUGCCUGAUGGAUCAUGAACUGGGAACACACUAUGUAUCCUUUUUUAUACUGUUAUUAUUUCGUUUAUUUUGCGUCACAUUUUGA